Messenger RNA from Penicillium canescens, 702 nucleotides. RefSeq names its product bZIP transcription factor. Bases 1 to 702 code for a protein of 233 amino acids. The record is from RefSeq and is a predicted model, not a curated record. Gene Ontology annotation, biological process: regulation of transcription by RNA polymerase II. The transcript has a single exon. NCBI's taxonomy places the organism in Eukaryota, Fungi, Ascomycota, Eurotiomycetes, Eurotiales, Aspergillaceae. Gene Ontology annotation, molecular function: RNA polymerase II cis-regulatory region sequence-specific DNA binding; DNA-binding transcription factor activity, RNA polymerase II-specific.
AUGGCUACAAUGCUUGAGCAUUCGAGUACCAUAAAAUCUUUAGAACCAGACACGCAAUUCGUGAUUCCGGCAGCUACGGUCUGGUCGAACCCUUCCCACAUCACUUGCAAAGGAGAUGAUUUCCCUCCCGAAGAUUUGCGCACCAAACAAGGCAGCGAAAAGACAGCCAACCUCCUAUUAAAUCAAGAAUUAAGGCCACAGGUGGAGCCUAAAAGCCGGCCGCGGCGUGGCUCGAAAAUUCAGCCUUCCCAAGACGCUGUCAGCCCAGAGAGGGCCCGGUAUCUCGAACGCAACCGCAUUGCUGCGAACAAAUGCCGCUUAAAGAAGAAGCAAGAGCGUGAGGAAAUCCAGCGUAUGCUACAAAAAGAGACGGCCAAGCGGAACGCACUCCUAGCUGAGGUCAAAAAAUUGAAGGAGGAGACCUGGCGGCUCAAAAACGGGGUCUUUGCGCACGCGAAAUGCGGGGACCAUCGGAUCAACCUACAGCUCACAAAAAUGACACAACAACUACUCGAGAAGAGCUCGUUACUGUGUCCGUCUGUUUUGGAUAUUACGUUUUCCGAUACGUCGGACGGGGGAAUGAAAACAGACGAGGAGGGGUUGAAAACAAACCUGUCUACAGUCUCUCCGGCGUCUUCGGUGGAUGACACAGCGACUUGUGCCGAAAUCUUCAAUUGUUACAUUGAUCUACCUAACAUGUAA